UAAGAAUAAUUAAGAAGAGAAAAAGAAAAACCAAGACCCUAAAAAGGUAUUCGGGAAUCGAUGGUGAAAUCAAUGGUGGGAACAAACUGUGGACUGAUAUUCAUGGUCCCUGCGGAUGCAAGGAGUCGUUGGUUUAUGGGUUGAUUGGUAAAGGGGUUAAUUUCAACGAUUUGAAACCACAUAGUAAUAGGAGAUUGGAUGUUCUCCGUCCUUACGUACUAUUCAUAUAGUAAUAUCUUAGCAGAGGCCGAGUCUUGGAUGAGAACAUGGGGGCUUUCAGUGGAAGAUUUGAAAUCGGGAACAACCUUUUAUUCUUUUCUUGAAAACGGAAAAACCAUGGACGGUAAGGAUAUCACCAAGGCGGAGGGUCUGCGUAUGAUUAACCAGAUUAAUCGUGAUAGUAAGAAGAAAGUGGACGAGCUGUUUAAGGAUAGGAAGGAGGGUCAGAGCAGGCUUGACGAGAUUCAUCGUUCGUAUCUGAGGCUGGAGGAGCAGGAGAAGAAGGAAAAGGAGGAGGAUCUUAAGCGUGUCAACCGUAAGCUGAAGCUACCUGGCUUAAGAUAAGUCAGUACCGGCCUCUUUGAUUAUGGUAGCUAGAGAGUUAAACAGCUUUUCAGAUGUCCAGGAGAAUCGACCCCUUCCCUAUUCUGCUUCCGAGCAUGGCUAAUUAAUGCUACUAUUACCAGUGCCAUGGAGGUAGAACAUGCAUGGGGAUAGGUCAGGUGCUGCUGGAAAAUCGGACGUGCAAGGCACACCGUUCUUGCAUGAAUGGAAAUGAUGGCAGCGAUGGAAAGCCUUUUCCAGAUGCUGGUGUUAGUUGGAAUGGAGUUGGUUCAUACGAUACAUCAUUCUCUAUCUCUAAAAUGGAUGCUUCAUUUAUAUUUCUUUUUUGCUAUUGUAAUAAGAAAUGACUUUUGAAAGUGUUUAUUUAAACUUA
Molecule: messenger RNA, 937 nt
Organism: Erigeron canadensis
Lineage: Eukaryota; Viridiplantae; Streptophyta; Magnoliopsida; Asterales; Asteraceae
Exons: 2
Coding region: 199-564 (121 amino acids)
Source: RefSeq, a predicted model, not a curated record